AAGAACAAAAUCGAAGAGAGAGAAAAUGACAAUGUUGUGUUUUCAGUCUUUCAACAGUCAUCAUCCUUCUUCUUCUGCCUGAGUUACUUCAUUCAAUUUCAUUCCUUAUCAAUCCUCUUCUUCUUCCUCUUCUUCUUCUUCUUCUCUUAUCAAUUCUCUUUUUUCUUCUUCAUUUUCUAUUAAUUGCUCUUCCUCUCCUCAGAAGAUAGCAAUGGGAAUAUAUCUCAGUACUCCCAAAACUGAAAAGUUUUCUGAAGACGGCGAAAAUGACCGUCUUAGAUAUGGUUUAUCAUCAAUGCAAGGCUGGCGUGCAUCAAUGGAAGAUGCUCAUGCUGCAUAUACUGAUCUGGACAAGUCUACUUCAUUUUUUGGUGUUUAUGAUGGUCAUGGAGGUAAGGUGGUUGCAAAGUUUUGUGCUAAGUUUCUUCACCAACAGAUGCUAAAAAAUGAAGCAUACUUAGCUGGAGAUAUAGGAACCUCUCUUCAACAAGCUUUUCUAAGAAUGGAUGAGAUGAUGCGUGGUCAAAGAGGAUGGAGGGAGCUAUCAAUCUUGGGAGAUAAGAUAAACAAGUUCAGUGGGAUGAUAGAAGGGUUGAUUUGGUCUCCACGAAGCAGCAAUGGUAUUAACCGAGUUGAUGAUUGGGCCUUUGAGGAGGGACCUCAUUCUGAUUUUGCUGGACCAACUUCAGGAAGCACAGCCUGUGUUGCAGUUAUUAGAAACAACCAAGUUGUUGUUGCAAAUGCUGGUGAUUCCCGUUGUGUAAUAUCUCGGAAGGGCCAGGCAUACAAUUUGUCUAGAGACCACAAACCUGAUCUUGAGAUUGAGAAGGAAAGAAUCUUAAAAGCUGGUGGUUUUAUUCAUGCAGGACGAGUGAAUGGCAGUUUAAACCUUGCAAGAGCUAUUGGUGACAUGGAAUUUAAACAGAAUAAGUUUCUUCCCGCUGAAAAGCAAGUUGUAACUGCCAAUCCAGAUAUAAACACUGUUGAGCUUUGUGAUGAAGAUGAGUUUAUGGUGUUGGCUUGUGAUGGCAUAUGGGACUGCUUGUCAAGUCAACAAUUGGUAGAUUUAGUUCAUGAACAACUGUGUUCGGAAACGAGACUUUCUACAGUGUGUGAAAGAGUACUUGACCGGUGUUUGGCACCAUCAACUGCUGGUGGCGAAGGAUGUGAUAACAUGACCAUGAUCUUGGUGCAGUUCAAAAAACCUGCUCAGUCCAGUGCACCUGCAGAAGAGCAAUCAUCAUCAAACGAACCAGCUGAAUCACAUGUUGAACCAAAAGUGGAAAGAAACGAAGUUUAGUACUGUAUUCUGUAGUAACAGUUCAAAUAUGUGCAUUCUAUGUAUAAAAGACACAAAGUUCAAAUACCCCUUUCUAUAUAAUAUAAUGUAUAAUAGACACACAGACAAGCGUAUGUAUAGUAUUAGUGUACACCAGUGAUACAUUGCAUCUGAAUACCCAUUCUCCUUUCAUCUAGCACUAUGAAGUGCCCA
Medicago truncatula (barrel medic) is the source of this 1492-nucleotide messenger RNA. Its product is annotated as probable protein phosphatase 2C 60. NCBI's taxonomy places the organism in Eukaryota, Viridiplantae, Streptophyta, Magnoliopsida, Fabales, Fabaceae. The record is from RefSeq and is a predicted model, not a curated record. Gene Ontology annotation, biological process: protein dephosphorylation. The transcript has 11 exons. Bases 212 to 1300 code for a protein of 362 amino acids. Gene Ontology annotation, molecular function: cation binding; protein serine/threonine phosphatase activity.